AUGGGUCUUCUACACUCACUCGCCUCGCUCCUCCUAGCCUCUUCGACUGCAUUGGCUGUCACUACAUCGCCAACGGCCACUAAACCAUGUCUUUCGCAACCGGAGGCCGCGAAUAUCGCUCUCAGAUGGUUCAGCAUAUUCCAAACCGACGGAAACGGCACUGGCACAGGAGCAGCUCUGGUCAAUUCCACCCUCUCUCCUGAGUUCCAGUACACCGACUACGGCGCAACCAUGGGCGAACAAACACCGCUAUACACCAACCGAUCGGCAGUCUACGAAUCCGUCUCUGGCAGUGGCUAUUCCGGAGCCUUGGUCACUGAUGUCAAAUACACGACGCCUUUUAUUUGGACGAAUUGUUACAUUGUUGGAGCAAGGUGGCAGACGAACUCGUUGAGUGCUAAUGCUACCAAUGUGACUGUGGCCGUUGGUACGCCGAUUACCUACUUUGGAACGGACUACUUGGAGGUUGAUCUUGCGACGAGAUUGAUCUUCAAUGCUACCUCUUCGUCGGAUCUGCUGAACUACUACAAGCAGCUGGGAUAUAAUGUGCUUGCUUGA
Molecule: messenger RNA, 558 nt
Organism: Zymoseptoria tritici IPO323
Lineage: Eukaryota; Fungi; Ascomycota; Dothideomycetes; Mycosphaerellales; Mycosphaerellaceae
Exons: 2
Coding region: 1-558 (185 amino acids)
Source: RefSeq, a predicted model, not a curated record